This is a messenger RNA of Pleuronectes platessa (European plaice), 1848 nucleotides long. Its product is annotated as vang-like protein 2. Gene Ontology annotation, biological process: Wnt signaling pathway, planar cell polarity pathway; establishment of planar polarity; multicellular organism development. Gene Ontology annotation, cellular component: plasma membrane. The coding region runs from base 271 to 1848 and encodes 525 amino acids. The record is from RefSeq and is a predicted model, not a curated record. The transcript is spliced from 7 exons. NCBI's taxonomy places the organism in Eukaryota, Metazoa, Chordata, Actinopteri, Pleuronectiformes, Pleuronectidae.
CCUCCCCCGCCCUCCCGCCUCCCUUCUCCUGCUCCCUCCCCAUCGACCUCCAAGAUAGAUUCCCUCAGGAGCAAGGUUGACCUGCUCAAGCUGCCCCUGGCUCUCUCCACCAAGUCCAUCGCCGAGCGCAAGAGCCAGCUGGGAGGAGUCGGCGAGCAGCGCGGCCCGGGCGGAGGAGGAGGAGGAGGAGGAGGAGGAGGAGGAGGCGGAGGAGGCGGAGGAGGAGGAGGAGGCGGGAUCAUCAAAGUCCGCUCGCCGCCGACCCGAGACAUGGACAACGAGUCGCAGUACUCGGGCUACUCGUACAAGUCCUCCCACUCCCGGAGCUCCCGCAAGCACAGGGAUCGGAGGGAUCGUCAUCGCUCUAAAAGUCGAGACGGCAGCAGUCGAGGAGACAAGUCGGUCACCAUCCAGACGCCCGGGGAGCCGCUGCUGGACGCCGAGUCGACACGUGGAGACGACCGGGAUGACAACUGGGGGGAAACCACCACGGUCGUCACCGGCACCUCGGAGCACAGCAUCUCCAACGAGGACCUGACGCGUCUCACCAAAGAUCUGGAGGAAACGACUCCGCUGGAGUGUAAGCGUUUUGUCGGCCCGAUCCUCGGAGGCUGCCUGAGCUUCUUCGCCCUCGUCACGCCUCUGGCCUUCCUCAUCCUGCCCCAGGUCCUGUGGAGAGACAAACUCGCUCCCUGCGGAACGCCCUGCGAGGGCCUCUACGUCUCCCUGGCCUUCAAGCUCCUGGUCCUGCUCAUCUCCUCCUGGGCGCUGUUCCUCCGGCCCACCCGCACCACCCUGCCGCGCUUCUUCGUCUUCCGCUGCCUGCUGAUGGUGCUGGUGUUCCUGUUCGUGGCCUCCUACUGGCUGUUCUAUGGCGUGCGGGUGCUGGAGCCCCAGGAGGGCGACUACAGGGGGAUCGUGGAGUACGCUGCCUCGCUGGUGGACGCUCUGCUCUUCAUCCAGUACCUGGCUCUGGUGCUGCUGGAGGUCCGGCACCUGCAGCCGGCCUUCUGCCUGAAGGUGGUCCGCAGCACGGACGGAACCAGCAAGUUCUACAACGUGGGCCACCUCAGUAUCCAGCGAGCAGCUGUGUGGGUGUUGGAUCGUUAUUACAGCGACUUCCCCGUCUACAACCCGGCGCUGCUCAACCUGCCCAAGUCCAUCCUGUCCAAGAAGAUGACCGGCUUCAAGGUCUACUCCCUGGACGAGAACACCACCAACAACUCCACGGGUCAGUCCCGGGCCAUGAUCGCAGCCGCUGCCCGGAGGAGAGACAACUCCCACAACGAGUUCUACUACGAGGAGGCGGAGAUGGAUCGCAGGCUCCGCAAACGCAAGGCCAGGUUGGUGGUGGCGGUGGAAGAAGCCUUCACGCACAUCAAGCGUCUCCACGAGGACGAGGUCACGUCGUCGCCCAAACACCCGAGAGAGGUGAUGGAUCCUCGGGAGGCGGCUCAGGCCAUCUUCGCCCCGAUGGCGCGGGCCAUGCAGAAGUAUCUGAGGACCACCCGCCAGCAGGCGUUCCACAGCAUGGAGAGCAUCCUCACACACCUGCAGUUCUGCAUCACGCACAACAUGACGCCCAAGGCCUUCCUGGAGCGCUACCUCUCCCCUGGCCCCUCCGUGCAGUACCAGCAGCAGAAUGGCAGGGGGCGCCAGUGGACCCUGGUGAGCGAGGAGCCGGUGACCUCUGCCCUGCGCCAGGGCCUGGUCUUCUCCCUGCGCCGCUCCGACUACUCCCUGGUGGUCUCGGUCACGCCGCUCCCCUUCCUGCGGCUCGGCGAGGAGUUCAUCGACCCAAAGAGCCACAAGUUCGUGAUGCGGCUGCAGUCGGAGACCUCGGUGUGA